UACAAAACGAUGAAACGACAUUGAGAAUUGACAUUCAGGCAGGAGGCAUUCAGUAACCGAGCACACAACAGUACUGUAGAACACGCCACCAAGCCACCAAUAUCAGCAGCAGUCCACCCGCGCGAAUCCAUUAGCUUGCCGCACGCUCAUGCCGUAGCAGUCGCGCCUCGCCGGAUCUGAUGGUGGUUCGCUGGCCCAUCGCCGCUGUCUCGCUGCCUCGCCACGCCCGCGCCAGGAGAGGGCGCAAUGCCGCCGGCUGUUCCGUGCGUCCGGGCCGGCGUGAUGGGGAGGCGCGGAGGGAGAGGCUUGCCGGGGAAGGGAAGGAGCGGCGCUGCCGACCACGGCCGUCGCCGCCGCGCGUGGGCCUGUGCGGGAGGAACAGAGAGAAGACCGCCGCUCUCGUGGUGUGGGCCGGGCCGAGCAAACGGCCCUCAAGCCCACCUUGUGCCCAAGGCCCGGUACGGCGACGGUUUCGGGUACCUUGAAAUACCCCGCCUUGGCGCCCAACGGCUUUUCCCUCCCCUUUCCUCCUCCUCGCCGGAGCCCCAAGAAAGCAAGAAUCCGCCGUCCCCACCUCCGUCUCGCCCCCCGCCUCCCUCUCCACCGCGCAGCGCCCCUCCGGCGGCGACCGAUGGACCGGUUCCACGACGGGCACCACGUGCGGCUGCGGAGCCGCGUGCUCGGCAAGUACCUCCACGCCGACGACGACGUCCAGGGCGUCUCCCUCCGCGAGCGCCGCGCCUCGCUGAGCCAGGCGUGGACGGUGCACAUCUACAACGGCAACGGCGUGUACCUGCUCCUCUACAGCGCCACCUACGGCCGCUACCUCGCCACCACGGCCACGCGGGCGCCGCGCGGCCACCGCGGCUUCCGCGCCGGGCAGCGCGAAUACGACCAUACGGAGGUGCAGGCCAUCAUGUGGCGGGCCGUCAGGUCCGGCUUCGGGGACGACGUCCUGCUCCGCGACGCCGGCGGCCGCUACCUCCGCGCCAACGGCAAGUACCGCCCCUGGAACACCGGCGUCACCGUCGAGGCCAGCGACAACGUCAGCGCCAUGAUGUACUGGACCGUCGAGCCCAUCCCCGCCAGAGACGGCACGCCUGGCCUUCCAGGCCCGAUUCAGAGCCCCCCUCCGACGAUUUUCUGGCGCGAGCCGGUGAUGUGGCGGCAGAUCCGGUACAUGGUGUCGGAGCCCGACGGCCCCAUCUACACCGAGUACUGCUGGUCCACGUUCCAGUUCAGGGGGAGGUCCGUGUUCCACCUGAGGAACGAGGUGGCCAGGCACACCCGCUUCGUCCUGGAAGGCCGUCAACCCUUCGACCUCGUAAUGUGCGUCCAAGCGGGCCGCCACGGGCGUCUGACCCCGCUCUUCGUCGACCUGCCCCGCGGCGACCUCUUACCGACCUUCUGGAUUGUCGUCUUCCUGUCCGGGACCCCAGCCUACAAUGCGCUGCGACACCCGAAUGUUGACGCAGAGUAGAGCAAGAUCAGAGCAGGAGUCCUGUCAGUUCACCUCUUCUGAAGUUUCGCCACCUCGGACACAAUGACAGAAGAACUGGACGCCUACUUUUGCAUGUAUAUAGAUAUGGCUUCAGAAAACUCAGCAGCCCUCGUGCUUCUUCUGCUAGCUAAACUUGCUCCGAUCUCCUGACAGGACAGGGGGAACCCUUGUCUGUCUGUCUGUUUUGGCUUCGCGUUCCUUUUGGAUGAUGGACGCAUUUUGCAUAAAUGGGAAAUGCAGUGGUUCUUGC
Molecule: messenger RNA, 1751 nt
Organism: Triticum urartu
Lineage: Eukaryota; Viridiplantae; Streptophyta; Magnoliopsida; Poales; Poaceae
Source: RefSeq, a predicted model, not a curated record